Nicotiana attenuata is the source of this 1096-nucleotide messenger RNA. Its product is annotated as peroxygenase-like. The record is from RefSeq and is a predicted model, not a curated record. NCBI's taxonomy places the organism in Eukaryota, Viridiplantae, Streptophyta, Magnoliopsida, Solanales, Solanaceae. The transcript has 6 exons. Bases 146 to 889 code for a protein of 247 amino acids. Gene Ontology annotation, molecular function: monooxygenase activity; calcium ion binding.
UGCCACGAAUUUCCCGAGUCCUCUCUCUGUAUUUCAAUCUUCCUUCUUCUGUACGUGCAUCUCUUGAUUUCAGAAUCUUGAAGUUGAAGGGUAAUAUACAUAGUGUGUGUGGACAGAAAAUUUGGAAAGUGGAGAGUGAGAACAGAUGGCAGCAACGACAAUAACAGCAGGUGGAAUGGAGAGGAAUCCAGCAUUGAUGCCAGAGGCCUCUCUUGCUCCAGUGACUAUAGAACGGAAAGUUAGAACUGAUUUGGAAACUUCUAUUCCUAAGCCUUAUAUGGCUAGAGGAUUGGUCGCUCCGGAUAUGGAGCACCCCAACGGAACUCCUGGCCACAGGCACAACGGCAUGAGUGUUCUUCAGCAGCAUGCAGCCUUCUUCGACCAGGAUGAUGAUGGCAUCAUUUAUCCAUGGGAAACGUACACCGGAUUCCGUCACCUUGGUUUCAACAUGAUUGGUUCGUUUAUAAUGGCCAUUGUCAUCCAUUCUGCUAUGAGUUAUCCUACUCUCCCGGGGUGGUUUCCGUCGCCUUUACUUCCGAUAUAUAUUCAUAAUAUACACAAGUGCAAGCAUGGAAGUGAUUCCGGGACCUACGACAGAGAAGGCAGAUAUCUACCUGUGCACUUUGAAAACAUCUUUAGCAAGUACGCUCGGACCGUGCCGGAUAAGCUUACUCUUGGAGAAUUGUGGGAUAUGACUCAGGCUAAUAGAGAAGUAUUUGAUUUCUUUGGCUGGAUUGCCACCAAAAUGGAGUGGGGAAUUUUGUAUCUCCUUGCUAAAGAUGAAGAUGGUUUCUUAUCUAAAGAAGCAAUAAGACGUUGCUUCGAUGGGAGUUUGUUCGACUAUUGUGCCAAGGUACAAACCGGAGGUGACUACGCGAAGCAAGAAUAGUUUCGAUUGCAUGUGUAGACGUAGUAAUCUGAGAACUAGUCUUGAAACUCGUAUAUUUGCAUACGAUGUUUAAUCGUUUUCUUUAGUUAAGCAACUAUGCAAUGUAUCCAGAAUUAUAUUGCACAACUGUUUUUGAAAUUCCAGUUUGAUAGAUUGGAGAUACCCCUAUAAUUAAAAGGAGACAUUUGUGAUUGUUUCUUUCUUGAA